Molecule: messenger RNA, 1537 nt
Organism: Acanthoscelides obtectus
Lineage: Eukaryota; Metazoa; Arthropoda; Insecta; Coleoptera; Chrysomelidae
Source: the annotation of a GenBank genome assembly
CCGGUGGACCAGACAUCUGUCCUUUCAAUUCAACCGGUUGCUGCCAUCACCAUACAAAGCUGUCAACAGUGUCAACCAUAAGCAUCAGUGGUGGAAUCAACCGGUGAAUUAAAGAAUCCACCUUAUGUCACUGUAAGAAUAUGACGGCAAAUGUCAUAAUUAUGUCAUUUGUCUAAUUGUUCUGAGUAGUGCUCUGCAAAAAAAAACUAGGGACAAAAAGUCAUCUUUCCGUUUCCGUAUAUGUUUUAUGAUAUAGGAUAUAGAGCAUCCUUGAAAUGCUAAAGUUCAAAAUUUGUUCUGGGAUUCAAAUGUCAGGUUAAAUGUUCAAUAAUCAUGAUUUUUUUUAUCAAUCUUUAACUAUCGAAUUAGGUAUAAUUUACUGAAUCUCUGCGAUCAUGGCUGCAGCAGUAGAAACUCCCGUUGCCCAACAACCCGAGGGCGCAGUACGAGAAGAAAUGGUCCAAACUGCAAUCAAAUUUUUAGAGAAUCCCAAUGUUAUCAAUACGCCUCUAGCCCAAAAACAGAACUUUCUGAGGCGCAAAGGUCUGACUGAUAACGAAAUCCAAAUAGCCUGUGAUAAAUCAGGAGCAUACACAAGACAUGAAGAGCAACAGAGACGACUUCCUCCAUCUUUACCACCAUCGAUGGGUACAGUUUGCAACCAUCCAAUGUAUGGUCAGAUGCAACUGAGUUGGUUUGAUAGAGUUAGGGAGAUAUUGCAUAAUAUAGCGAUACUAAGCAUCGUAGCGUAUGUAAUCCAGAAAUUUUACCAGAAGUACAUAGCCCCAUUCCUAUUUGGUAAAAAGAAAAAAUCCGUAGAAGAAACUAUUGAGGAACUAGAUAAGAAUGUGAAGUCCUCUGUUGGUGAAAUCAAAGAUGACUUACAGAGUGUCAAGGUAGAGGUGGAUAGACUGAAUAGUGAAAGCACAGCUAGACAGUUAGCAGAAUUAAAGUCUGAGGUAUCGACGGUUAAGGGCUUGUUGUUAGGAAGAAAACAGUUUCCAUCGGUAGCAAAUUCUCCUGUGGUACCGCCUUCCAUACCUGCUUGGCAGAUGUCCAGCUUGACCCAGGAUGAACAUGACGGUGAAGAGAGAAAAGAAGACUUGGAAGAACUAGGUUCUGGAUCAGGAUCUUCUGAACAUGAGCAUGGCAUGAAAACUAGUGAAUCAAGCUUAGAAAUUAUAUCUUCCAAGGAUUGUGACUCAGAGUCUUGCCACAGUCGGAAAAGCAUCAAAGAUGAUAAUGAGAAAGAAUAGUGAUUUUAAAUAGAAUUUUGAGGGUCAUUAUGUUUUAUAUUAAUCCAAUUAACGUUUCAAGUUACCAACGUUUAGUGAAGUGUAUAUUUUUAUAUUUGUAUAUUUUAUAUAGAUGCAACAUAUUUGAAAAUUAAAGUCAUUUCAGUGAUUGUGCUGGCAUAUUCUGGGUUCUGAAAAUAAAAAGGUUUAUCAAUUAUUGUUGUUUGAAGACAUCACUAAUUAUUAUAAUAUACAUUAAUUCCUGCAACCAUUAAAACUGUCUACAGGUUUCAAUAAAACGC